AAAAAAGAGAAGAAAGAAAGGAAAAACUAAAAUAAGAAUUUCUGAACAUUCAAAGUCUUUUCUUAGCCCUAUAAACCAGCUAGCUUAUAUCUCCGAAAUGUAUUGAAUGAUAUUUUUAGUUAAUGUUGUUAAAAACCCAGCCCUUAGCUUUUAAAUAUCGGCCUAAUGGCUUUAAUUCAUUAAAGAAAUUAUAGUAAUAAUUAAUGUUAAUAAAUAAUAAUAAGACGGAUAUAGAUAUAAUAUACAAUAACUAGUGACUGGUAGCUCUGCUAGGCAAUACUGUUCUAUGGGAAAUCGACCACCAACGUCAAUGCGAGAUCAGUCGACCGACAGUGACGGUAACGUUGAAAGAACAGAGGAAAAGAAGAACAAAGAGCGACAUAUUCGAUUUUCGAAUAAGAUCCCUUACGUUCCGCCCGGAAGCGUUCGAUCGAGCCAUCUAGCGGGUGGCGAAGUUAACCUUUUAAGAACUUUGAACGGUCCUGACAAAAGAAAAGAGGAUAAGAAACGAACGGAAAAAGGUAACGGAACCGGACGGAAGGAAUCAAUAACAAGUUCCAUAUUCCGGUUUUUAGGUAUAGUGAAUCGUUGUCUUGUAACCAACUCUUUAACGGACAUUCUGAGUGCUUUCGUUUUGUUCAGUUUUCUAUACGUUCAUUCACAUUUUGACGAAGAAAAUGAGGAAGAUGAUAAAAGAAAGAAUUAAUGAACUGCCCAUUCUGUUUCUUUCUUUUAUUCUAUAUUCUUUUUUAUUUAACUUUUGUUCUGUCCUAUCAAUAAAAGAGAACACAUUUUUUCCUG
This is a messenger RNA of Dimorphilus gyrociliatus, 801 nucleotides long. The record is from the annotation of a GenBank genome assembly. Lineage: Eukaryota; Metazoa; Annelida; Polychaeta; Dinophilidae.